This is a messenger RNA of Musa acuminata subsp. malaccensis (wild Malaysian banana), 704 nucleotides long. Its product is annotated as ergosterol biosynthetic protein 28. NCBI's taxonomy places the organism in Eukaryota, Viridiplantae, Streptophyta, Magnoliopsida, Zingiberales, Musaceae. Gene Ontology annotation, cellular component: endoplasmic reticulum; membrane. The record is from RefSeq and is a predicted model, not a curated record. Gene Ontology annotation, molecular function: protein-macromolecule adaptor activity.
CUAAAAGUAAGUACAUGCAUAUUGAUCUCGGGGCGGACCGAGUUCGGCUCAGAAGGCAACUGGUCUGUGGGCUUUGCGCACCGCGCCCAUAACCUGCUUGCGGAAUUACCUCAACGAAACACAAGACAGAUGAAGGCGCUCGGGUGGUGGCUGAUGCUGGUCGGCUUGCUUCGCCUCGUAACUGUAUGGUUCGGCUUCUUCGACAUCUGGGCCUUGCGCAUGGCCGUCUUCUCCCAGACACAAAUGACUGAUGUUCAUGGCCGAACAUUUGGAGUCUGGACUCUCCUGACCUGCACACUCUGCUUUCUUUGUGCAUUCAACCUUCAGAAUAAGCCUAUCUACACAGCAACCUUGCUGUCCUUCAUAUAUGCAUUUGGUCAUUUUCUUACUGAGUAUCUGAUAUACCAUACAAUGGCUGCAUCAAAUCUGACAACUAUUGGAAUAUUUGCUGGCACAUCAAUCAUAUGGAUGCUGGUGCAGUGGAAUGCACAUCAACCUCAGGAUUCUGCAAAGCUAGAGUGACUCCCCUCCCGUUGAGGAUGUUCUUCAUGCCCUGGUUAUGCAACACUUUCUGAACCUUGGUAGAUCAGUGUUUUGAUAAGAAUCCAUCAUUUCAACCCUUUUUUUGAGACAUGAUUAAUGUUUCAGACUCUCGUGAUUUAAUUAUUUCUUUUCAAGAAGUAUACUAUCAUGAGCUUAAUUCA